Molecule: messenger RNA, 1710 nt
Organism: Armigeres subalbatus
Lineage: Eukaryota; Metazoa; Arthropoda; Insecta; Diptera; Culicidae
Exons: 3
Coding region: 1-1710 (569 amino acids)
Source: RefSeq, a predicted model, not a curated record
AUGGGCACCAGUUUCCAGUUUUACGAUUUCUACGUUGACGAUUUCCUUUCGGGUGCUGAUGACGUAGAAUCUGCAAUUGAAGUGAGGCAACAAGUGACGUCGAUGCUGAAAGCUGCAGGCUUAGCUGUUCAACCGCUGCAUGAACUUCAGGACGAGCAGGCUGUUUCGACUCUGAGUCUCGUGUGGGAGCCGAGAACCGACGCGAUACGGUUCAAAGUCCAGCUACCUCCACCGGCCGUAGUCCUGACAAAGCGAAAAGUGAUGUCUUACAUCGCGCAAAUCUUUGAUCCACUUGGUCUUGUGGGUCCUACAAUUGUGAUGGAAAAACUAUUCAUGCAGCGUUUAUGGGCACUGAAGCAGAAUGGGGAGGCCUGUGUAUGGGAUACAGCACUCUCAACCAUGCUACAGGAGGAGUUUCAUAACACUCUACAUUUAUUAAGCGAAGUUCGUGUCCCACGAUUUGUUUCGCUUCCAAACGCCGUCAAUCUCCAACUCCACUUCUUCGCUGACGCCUCUCAAGGAGCUUACGGAUCCUGUUGCUACGUACGAGCAGAAACCAGUGGCGGAGUAUCUGUUCAGCUACUGACGACAAAAUCAAAGGUCACGCCGUUAUCCAGUCGACAUUCCAUCGCUCGGCUGGAGCUCUGUGCUGCACGACUAUCAACGCAGCUAUUCGAGAAGGUGGUUUUCGCCUUGAAGAUGUCACCACCGGCUUAUUUUUGGACGGACUCCACUAUCGUUCUGCAUUGGCUACGAUCUCCUCCGAACCGUUGGAAGGCUUUCGUAGCAAACCGAGUGUCACAAAUCCAGCACUGUACCGAUAUCAGUCACUGGAAGCACGUAUCCGGUCUCGACAACCCCGCUGACGAUAUUUCACGUGGGCUCAGCCCCGUCGACAUGCUACAAUGCAAGCGCUGGUGGAACGACCCAAUCUGGUUAUCACUCGAUUCAGAUCACUGGCCGAAUCUCAUUCCCACCGACGAAGUAGCAGAUACUACUGCCGAAGAACGCAAUGUGCAACACGUUGCAUUGAGCGUCAUUCAGAACGAUUUCCCCGACAAUCUGUUCGCACGUUACUCCAGUUUCUCCAAGCUUCGUCGCGUUACUGCAUUCUGUUUACGAUACCUGCAAUCCUUGCGAGCACGCGCAGUACUGCGCCGAACGGACGCAGACAGCUACCACCAACUCAGUAUUCGCAACGAAACCGUUUCUCCAGUCUCCACCGACGAAUUGCAACGUGCUGAACUUCAUUUGUGUCGGCUAGCUCAACAACAGUCAAUUCCUGCAGAGAUCUCUCACCUAUCGAGCGGUGAACCAGUCAUCAAAUCAUCCGCCAUGAAGUGGCUGAAGCCAUACAUCGACGAAGAUCGUAUUAUUCGCGUCGGUGGCCGACUGUGGAACGCCACACUCUCCGAUUACGUCAAGCAUCCUAUCGUACUCUCUGCCAAACACCAGCUAUCGACUCUGCUGGCUAUUAACGAAAGCUUUCCGGUACCUGCCAGUUGCAUGAAUGUCUUGUGUAGCAUGUACAAUGGAUACAUUGUGCACAAAGAGACGAAAAUGCUGAAGCAUCUUAGGCCGCAUCGAGAAUCGAGCUCGCAACCUCCAACCUUGCUUCGGUCCGGUUCGGUGCGGUGGUCCGAUGGAAGUAACCACGCCAAAGCGAUAGCCAAACAGGACACGACGACGAUGGGGGUGUGCUUGUUGUAA